GUGGAAUAGGCCUACCAUUCAUUUCUAGAUGUGAUACAAUGACACCUCUCAGUAUUUUGAGAAACAAUUGGUUUAUUAUAGGAAUUGUCUUUGUAAUCAUCUUUGCCAAAUUCGACCCUGAUAUCGGUUCAAAGGGAGGUAUUCUGAAACCAGAAAUCACAGUAAAGUAUUUUGCUGUGUUCAUCAUUUUCUUUAAUAGUGGCCUGUCAUUGAAAACAGAGGAAUUCACCAAGGCUAUUUUCCAAGUGAAGAUUCAUGUUUUCAUACAAGGCUUCACAUUCAUUGUAUUCCCAAUGUUGAUGCAGACUUUGGCUACAGUACUAGCACCAGGGCCAUUUGAUAGAGACCUCAUAGAAGGUCUUAAGGUGCUUGGCUGCAUGCCUCCGCCAGUGUCUUCUGCUGUGAUCCUGACUAAAGCAGCUAAUGGAAAUCAGGCUGCAGCUAUUUUCAAUUCAGCUUUUGGAAGUUUUUUGGGUAUAUUUGUGACACCAACUCUCAUUUUAAUGGUGGUAGGUUCCCAAGCAGAUGUGCCCAUCACUACCAUCAUAGUCCAAUUGUGUAUGACAGUAGUUGUGCCACUCAUAACUGGCCAGGUUGUGCGGCACUUUGUAAGAGUAUGGCUGGAGAGAACACAUAUACCAUUUGGCAGCAUAGGAAGUGGAAUUCUGUUACUUAUUAUAUACACUACCUUCUGUGAUACAUUUUCUCAUAAGGAUAUCAACUUAGACGCCAUAAACCUCAUGUCUAUCAUACUGCUCAUUGUGAUAAUUCAGGCCAUUUUGUUGACAUUAAUAUUUGUUGUCUCCUCGUGGAGGUCAGCAGGAUUCCAAUCAGCGGACUGUCCGGCUCUAAUGUUCUGUGCCACACACAAGUCGGUCACGCUGGGUAUUCCUAUAAUAAAGAUAAUAUUCAGCGGUGACCCGUCCAUGUCCGUGAUUGCUAUUCCCCUCCUGGUAUAUCAUCCAUCACAGAUCUUACUUGGCAGUCUCAUUGUCCCAUUCCUUAGAGGCUGGCUAUUCACACAGUACCGACACAGAAAAAGCAUAGCCAGGAACGUAUGACCCGGAAAUGAAGUUGCAGCUAGUCAGGAAAAAGUAAAUCUCUAAUGCUUUGAUAUUUUGACUUCGUCUUUCAUUUUUAUCAGAAUUAUCUCACGAAGUAAUAUUUGUUAAGUUGGUGCAGAAAGCUGCUGCUAACAUGACAAAAAAUGUAUUUGAAACUUAGAUUAUAUACACCAUGCAUUCCAGGUUAGUAAGACACUAAUAACAAAUCAGCUAGGCUUUAGCCGGGAUAAUGACCCACAGUGUGCGUUUUAAUCGUUAUGAAACCGAUUUGUUUUUCUUCAGCCAAUUAACCUGUUAUUUAAUUCCAUGGUGUCACUCACAUUGAUAACCAAUUCCUAUUUAAUAAGCUGCUUUUCACACAUUUUUGUUAAUUAAGAAUUGUUAUAGUUGUCACUCUAUUACAUUCCAAUAUAUAUAUCAAAUGAUUGUUUUAGAGACUGAAAUAGUCUUGUCUUAUAAUGUACUGGACCAGAUUGUUUGCUUUAUUCGUAGUCCUAGCUACAAGUAAUGUUUUCAAUCACAAAUCAAAUUAACAGAUUGGAAUGAUGGGAGGUAUGGUUUUGGUUUUAUUUCUUAACGUUCUGUCAACAGCUAAGGUCAUUUAAGGACGUCCCUCCAUGUUUGCUGUGCAUGCGUGCUUUCGGGGAAAUUAUUUGUAUAAUGUCUCUGUAUAGAUUGUAGUUAAAACUUCCUGUUAUAAGUACCAGUUUUGUUUUGGGUCCUGUGUAUAAACUAAGCGUAUUAUGGUUAAAUAAUUUAUCAUUUUCUAUUCCAUCAUCCCCCCUGAAAAUGACAAUCGUGUUUUGUUCACGUGAAAGCUAACGCUGAAGACAAAUGCGUUUCAUAAAAGUAUGAGGUAUUGACAGAAUGCAACCAAAUUCAAGUUAAUCAAUGUUUUGUUGAAGUGGACACAGUACUGUCGACCAUUACGUCUUCAGGGUAUUGUGCGACUUUGGUGCGUUUAACACAGAAUAAUGGGGAAUCUGGGACCAAAGGGCGCGGCAGUCUUCAUUACUGUGGAAUCAAAUACAUCCUACUCCAGGGUAAAAUAUCUCUUUAUUAGGACUCCGUAUAUAUAUAUAGGGUCGUUGGUAUUGAAUUUUGAGAAGGAAAAUUAGGAUAAAACAUGAAGAAUUACAGAAGGGAACCCGAGUAGUCAAGGAAAUCAAUUUUCUGAUAUAUGAAAACAAAAACUUUGAUAUUUCAAGACUGCACUCCAGAGUACAUAUUGUAUUGAUGUACAACAUUCUGAAUUUUACAAAUGUCAUUCUGAAUAAGCAUAAAUCAUAACAUGACAAUUUUAUGUAUAAAAGUUUGGUUCUACUUAAAGUGAAUUAUUUCAUAUGUAUAUCAAUCAUGUUUACUGUAUUUAAUGUUACAAUUACUUCAAUGUAAUCCAAAACAUGGGCACAAUCCAUAAAUCAUAACAUGACAAUUUUAUGUAUAAAAGUUGGGUUCUACUUAAUGUGAAUACAAUCAUACGUAUAUCAAUCAUGUUUACUGUAUUUAAUGUAAUCCAAAACAUGGGCACAAUCCAUAAAUCUGUUUUUCUUUGUUAAGUUUGAAAUUUUGGAUUAUGGUGUUUUACAUUUAUUUUUGUAUAUGAAAUCCAAAUAAA
Mizuhopecten yessoensis (Yesso scallop) is the source of this 2682-nucleotide messenger RNA. Its product is annotated as sodium/bile acid cotransporter 7-B-like. Gene Ontology annotation, cellular component: plasma membrane. The transcript has 11 exons. Lineage: Eukaryota; Metazoa; Mollusca; Bivalvia; Pectinida; Pectinidae. The coding region runs from base 39 to 1061 and encodes 340 amino acids. The record is from RefSeq and is a predicted model, not a curated record.